Molecule: messenger RNA, 255 nt
Organism: Adineta steineri
Lineage: Eukaryota; Metazoa; Rotifera; Eurotatoria; Adinetida; Adinetidae
Source: the annotation of a GenBank genome assembly
AUGUCAAAUAUCGGUUCAAUUACAACAACUGCCGGUGGUUCCCUUCCAGUAGUAACACAAUUAUGGGUAUACAAAUGUCCUACUUGUGAUAAAGAUAUUGUUUCUUAUACAUAUACUCUAAGUACGCGCAAUUGGGUUAUGAAUACGACGGAUAAUGCAGCAGUUUAUGGAAAUACAAUGAUCGAACCUCCUGAAAUAAAUUGCUCUGAACAUAAUCAACAAGUUCAACUUCGUUCAUUAACUCUUAAUUUUUAG